This is a messenger RNA of Tricharina praecox, 624 nucleotides long. RefSeq lists its product as uncharacterized. The record is from RefSeq and is a predicted model, not a curated record. The coding region runs from base 1 to 624 and encodes 207 amino acids. The transcript has 12 exons. NCBI's taxonomy places the organism in Eukaryota, Fungi, Ascomycota, Pezizomycetes, Pezizales, Pyronemataceae.
AUGUCGUACGGCUCCCGAGUUUCACGGAGCCGAGCCGACAAGUUUCCCAUCAUCCACGUGGACGUGGAGCCGUCUUCCAGACUCCAGCCUGAUAUUCCAGCAUACGGCACAGGAGGCCCUUGCAAAUUGCAAGGAGACUCCCAGCUGCGCAAGUUCAACUACACGUCCCCCCCCGCAGACCACGGACAGGGCAGAACUCCUAUCCUGCCAUUCUCGGCUGCUACUCACCAGCCGGAAACGAGUGUUCUGGAAGGCGCGGGAUUCAAUUACUGGAGAGAUACCGGUACUUUGGAGACGCGAACAACGCUGCCGAAGCAAACAAUCGAUCAUGCGUGGAUGUUACCGGUACCUACUGCAAUCAUCGGUUUACACGCAAAAGUCCCCGUGAUGAAGCUCGAAACUCUCAAGAUCGGCCACAGGAAAGAAGACUCAUCGCCGCCAUCACGACAUCACGACAUUACAAACUAUUCCGACGAACACCGAGUGGAUGGGAGCUCGAACAAGCCCAAUUUCUCACGAUUUGGCGGUGAGCCCACUGCGCACCCAUCUGCUAGUAACUGCUUAGCCGGGGAGGAUGAGGAGGAGGAUGAGGAUGAGAGGGAGCAGGGGGAGCAGGUGGGAUAG